This is a messenger RNA of Zasmidium cellare ATCC 36951, 3339 nucleotides long. RefSeq lists its product as uncharacterized. Gene Ontology annotation, biological process: DNA repair; DNA replication. Bases 1 to 3339 code for a protein of 1112 amino acids. The record is from RefSeq and is a predicted model, not a curated record. The transcript has a single exon. Gene Ontology annotation, cellular component: Slx1-Slx4 complex; nucleus. NCBI's taxonomy places the organism in Eukaryota, Fungi, Ascomycota, Dothideomycetes, Mycosphaerellales, Mycosphaerellaceae.
AUGGCCUCCCGUAGCCCAAUUGUUGUCAACUCCUCGUCGCAGGCUUCAAUCCGCAUCCCGUCUGUCACGCCACAGAGCCACCGAAAGAAGUCGAAUGCCGCAUUGUCCUCUUCACCGGGGCUGGCCGAACUACCGACGUUUGCCAGAGUGCCCGCAAAGGGGUUAAAGUCUGGGUCAAAUGCUCAGCAGGUACCAGAAGGAGCCGCAUUGGGCUUCGCCUCGGCAGCGACGUUGUUCAAAGGUGCUCAGAGCGAGGCGAAGUUGAAGGAGAAGGAGCAGCAUGUCGUGGAAAAUGGAGCAGUGGCCGAUGUGAGAUAUGUCGGAGUUUCUGAGAAGCGGAGUGGCAGGCUAUCGCAGCCCAAAAAGCCCAAAAAGACGGGAAAGGAUAGGAAGAACAGGAGCGACGGAUCUAGCCAUCCUGCACUGAAGAGCAUUCAUGAUAGUCAAGGUCUCGGUGAAGCAACGGGUACUGGAAAUACAUGCCCUUAUUUUGGGCAGUCCAAGUCGAGGACUCCAAGCAUAUCGCUUUCAGAAUUUGACUUCCGACCUGAAGAGCACCAAGGCUCGCCUUUGGCAAUGUCAAUUCCUCCAGAGUCAUUGAAGAAGUCCAAGAAGAGCAGUACGAAGACGGGAAAAUCAGAAUUGGAAGGUCCUUCCAAAAAGCCUCCAAAACGAACCGCCGCAUCAGAUGCGGCCGCGGCGAAGACGAAGAAGCGAUUUACAAAAUCUGAGUCUAUCAUCUUGAAUUCAGACGAGCCAGAUGCCGACACUGCUGGACAUGUGCCGAUGCCCGCUACUACGCCUGCCAAAAAGUCUGCCACAAACGAAACGAGUGCCAACGAUUCAAGGACCACGGUGUAUCGAUUGAAGAGCGCAGAAGGGCCCGGUGCUCCGAGGAUUGGAUUCCAUGUAGAGAAGGAUUCAAAGCUGAAUGGCGUUGUUGCAAAGGCUGCGAGUGCCGGCAAGUCUAUGUACUUCUCAGAGAAGAUUCAACCAGAAGUGGAAGGAAAUCGAGGCAAUGGACAAGCCGCUGGUGUGACUCCAGAAACUCUAUCUGCAGAUGAAACGUCAGAUGCGUUGCCGACGUUGGUUGCGGCACCUCGACGCAGAUUGAGCUGGACUCCUGCGAAGAACACAACCCUCGGAAAACCCGCUCCGGAUGGCCGACCUGGAACUGCACCGUCUGCUGGCUCAGAUAUUCCUCCAAAGUCCCUGACUUCACUGAUCAGUGGUUUCGAGUACUCUGAAAGUACAACGAACUCCAUCUCUCACGACCGAACCUCUACCGGCGAAGCGCUGACCAAGAGACGGCGAAUAGAACUCGUAGAUGCGAGCACUGUUGCAACAGCAAAACGCAAACCCGCCGCCGCUGUACCUUCAGAGCCAAGGACGAAGACUAAGGUCAAGAAGAAGCCACAAACUAUCACAGCACUGGCGACAAAAGCCUAUCACCCCGAUUCCGAGGCCGCUGACGCACAGCCCACGGUUUCUGAAUUCUUCGAUGCUCAGACGUCUGUUGCACCACCCACAGAUGCCAGCGUUACGCAUCUGCAGGAACACGGGAAAGUGACAAAGCCCCGCAAACCACGAGCGAAGAAGGUCGGCGACGGAACUGUUGAAGUGGGCACGAAGAUAACUAGGAAGGUGAAAUCUAAAGCCAAGUCCAGAGAGAAGGAUCCCAUAGUGAAGCUGCACAGUCCCGGCCAAGCUCGCGCACAGGAACGAAGUCAAGGCUUCAUGUUCGGGACGUCCAGCCAGCUCGCACUUGAGGAGUCGCCUUCAUACCUUCGAGAAAUUCAAGCAGCGAUUGAGGAAUCAGAGCCAAUGCCUACAUCUCACACUGGAAACCGUUUAACGAACAAAAGCAGCAUCCAAGUACCAAGCGCCCCGCACGGUACGAACAUUUCUGUGGGCCAAGGCAAUAGAGGGCUAUGGUGCUCUGCUACUCGAGACGAAGGUGGAAGUUUCCUUGACGUAGACAUGACCUGGGAGCGACCCUGCUCUAAUGAAUUCUCGGGACAAGCCACGAGCGUCGAAACACUACUUGUCAACACCACUGACGAAGGCCUUGCCGAAGAUGCUUGUAUGUUCGAGGCUGGUCCGACCCUUCAGAGAGACCCCACUCCACCAGACUUUGUCGUCUCCAACGAGCCUGGGCCUCCCCUCAAAGUGGAGGAUGGCAGUCACAAUACGAUGAUUGAUCUGGGUCAGACAUCUUCGCCCAAUGCCCGAGGCAGAGCAGAGCCUAGUGUGGCCCUCCAUGUCCAAGACACCGCUGGCACUAUGGAUGCCCUAGCACCAACAGCCGCUUCGUCGCCACCGCAGCAUCAUUUCGAAGACGAGUGGAACUUCUUAAGCAGCGACGAUUCUGUUCCCAAUGCCGCGCACGGUGGCCCAGAACUUGCCUCCACGCCACCCCAUCCUUUGUCCCCAGUGCAACCCUAUAAACCACCACAGCUGCUGCGCUCUGCCACCUCCCCUCUCCUCCACAGAACGGCAUUGCAGAAUCUCGAUGCCAACAUCGGCUUACUCAGUCGUACAUCUCCGGUCAAGAACAUCGACUCUGCGCAACAGCGGGCUCUAAAGUCUACGACUGCCGACCAAACAAGACGACGUCGCGGGCGCCCUCGUAAGCCUGUCGCUGCGGCUGCUGUUCAUGUUACUGCGCCCAAACGUCGAGGAAGACCACCCAAAGCACCUUCGGCUCUGGAAAGCGCAGCAGUGGCUUCGUUCGAGACUCAUGGUGCAACAAUGCGGCCAGUCAAAUCUGCUUCUCAGCCGACGGGGUCGAAAUCAUGGAUUGAUAUCGACGAGAUUUCCGAGUCAGACUCACCGUCUACGCCGUCUCCACCUCGACAGCGGGCUGGAUCGUCGCCACCAACUGUCCAACCUCUCGAUCUUCGCACAGCAGCGUCGCCCUCAUUGAGAGUCAAAGCGCCAGCGGUGGUGAGCUCGACAUUAAAAUUGAAUGACUCCAUCUUUGCAGACAUUCAAGCUGAUAUAUUCUCAAGGAUCACAGCUACGAUCAGGUCGACAGCCCCCAGCACAGACAUGAAGAAUCCAACGUGGCAUGAGAAGAUUCUGCUUUACGACCCAAUUGUGCUCGAAGACUUGACUGCGUGGUUGAAUGAGCAGGGGCUGUGCAUUGAGAUGCAGCGGCUGAAACCCAAGCCCAAAAGCAGAGGACGGAAGAAAAAGGACGCUGUUCCCGAUGAGCCAGAGUAUGAGACAGUGAAGGAAGAGUUGAAGCCUUGGAUGGUGCAGAAGUGGUGCGAAGACAACAGCAUUUGUUGCCUGUGGAAAGAAGGCUUGCGAGGAGGUGUCAGGACAAGAUAUUGA